UUUCCCGAUUAAUUAGCAGCACUCACACUAUUGAUGACACGAUAGCUGAAAAUCACCACUGACCCUGUAGGAAAUGAGAAAGAAAAAGAGGACGUUUAUUCUUCAUCACCUACAGUUUCUGCUGGUUGGCAAAACGUAGGCAAGACCAGAAAAGCUAUUUCUACCCUGAAAAAUGCAGAGGACAUGCUAUGUUAGAAAAAUUAGUCCAGUGGUACUUGAAAGACAACCAAUAUCAAUGUUUUAGGAUAUACAUUUUAUUAUUGCUGCUUGGGAUGAAAUUGACCCACUCGAUUUUCCAGAUUAAUUAGCAACACUCACACUAUUGAUGACAGGAUAGCUGAAAAUCACCACUGACCCUGUGGGAAAUGAGAAAGAAAGAGAGAACGAUUAUUCUCCAACACCUACAGCUUCUGCUGGUUGGCAAAAUGUAGGCAAGACCAGAAAAGCUAUUUCCACCCUGAAAAUGCAGAGGACAUGCUAUGUUACAAAAAUUGACAACUUUCUAUCCACACACAGUACCUCAAACAAAGUACCCUUGACAGAUUUCUCUCUGCUGGUAUUCAUCUAAUAAAAACGAAUUACCGGAGGCGGGAAACUUGAAACGACUCAAAACAUCACGAUAAAUAAUAAACAAAAAUAGAAGGAAUAUCCAUGGAUUUGCCCCAAAAUAUAAAGAAAUUGGAUGAAGCAGUAAUAAACAGAAUUGCUGCGGGGGAAAUCAUUCAGAGACCUGCCAAUGCUUUAAAAGAACUUAUUGAAAACAGUUUAGAUGCUAAAUCAUCCAAUAUUCAAGUAACUGUUAAAAAUGGAGGACUUAAAUUAUUGCAGAUUCAGGAUAAUGGAACAGGUAUCAGAAAAGAUAAUUUCGAUAUAAUUUGUGAACGUUUCACUACUUCAAAGCUAGAAAAAUUUGAGGAUCUUUCAUCAAUAGCUACUUAUGGUUUUCGUGGAGAAGCGUUAGCUAGUAUAAGCCAUAUUGCUCACCUAACAAUUACUUCUAAAACUUCAAAUGAAGUUUGUGCAUACACUGCUACCUAUGUGGAUGGCAAAAUUCAAGGAAAUCCAAAACCUGUCGCUGGCAAUCAAGGAACAAUAAUCACAGUAGAAGAUUUAUUUUAUAAUAUGACUGUUCGAAAAAAAGCAUUAAGAAGUCCAGCUGAAGAAUACCAGAAGAUAUCAGAUGUUGUUAGUAAAUAUGCAAUUCACAAUGCAAAAGUUAGUUUCUCUUUAAAGAAGUCUGGUGAAAAUAAUGAUGUUCGUACUCCUUCAAAUUCAAAUACAGUUGAAAAUAUUCGAAUAAUAUAUGGCAAUUCAAUUGCAAGAGAAUUGGUUGAGUUUUCCUUAGAUAAUGAACCUCUUAGUUUCAAAGCUAAAGGAUUCAUUACAAAUGUUAACUAUUCUAGUAAGAAAAUUAUAUUUCUUCUGUUCAUAAAUCACAGACUUGUUGAUUGCCAAAGCUUGAGGAAAUGUAUAGAUCAAGUAUAUGCUACGUAUUUACCAAAAAAUUCACAUCCUUUUGUAUAUAUGAGUUUAGAAAUCAAUCCAACUUAUGUAGAUGUCAACGUUCAUCCUACAAAACAUGAAGUUCACUUUUUAAAUGAGGAUCAAGUUGUUGAAGCUGUUGUAACAGCUUUGGAAAGCAAACUUUUAGGUUCAAAUAAUUCUCGAGUAUUUUACACACAGGCUAAGCUUCCGGGAGUGCAAGUAGAACCCAUUUUAUUCAAAGACAAAGAAAAAAAUCAUAUCGACAAAGAUAAAAUAAAUAAAACAAUAAAUCCCAAAGACUUAGUUCGUACAGAUGCAAAAGAACAAAAAUUGGAAAAAUUCUUUGGUAGUCCAGUUAUAAAACCAAACGAUCCAAAAACAUCUAAAACAGAUUGCAAUGUUUCUUUCACUGAAGAACAAUAUGAGAUAGAACAUACAAAUUUCAUGAAAACAGGAGAAGAAUUUGAAAAUAAACUUUUAAAUAAGACUGUGCAGGAUCAUAAAAAUAGUGAUAAUCCAUUAAAAAAUGUUGAGAAGAAAAAAAUUUUGUCCACUUCAAUGUCUAAAAUCAGCAGGAGUGCAACUGAACUCACAAGUGUUUUGGAAUUACGAAAAUCAAUAGAAGAAAAUUGCCAUAAAACAUUGAGAGAAGCAUUUGCUCAGCAUGUAUUUGUUGGUGUAAUUGAUCCCAAUAGAGCUUUAAUGCAACACAAUACAAAAUUAUACCUGUGUAAUACUAAAAAAAUUCUAGAAGAACUGUUGUAUCAGUUUGUUAUUUAUAAUUUUCAGAACCUUGGCAAUAUUAAUCUUUCUGAAAAAAUUUCCAUUCGAGAGCUGUCUAUGAUAGCGCUCGAUUUACCGGAGACUAAUUGGACACCUGAAGAUGGGCCAAAAGAAGAAUUAGCUUUACGAGUGGUUGAAAUAUUGAUUGACCAAAGAGAAAUGCUAGCAGACUAUUUUUCGAUGGAAAUUGAUGAAAGUGGAAAUUUAUGCUCUGUGCCAUUGCUUUUGGAUAAUUAUUUUCCUAACAUGUCUGGUCUUCCUCUGUAUAUAAUUCGUCUUGCAACAGAAGUAGCAUGGGAUUCGGAAAAGGAAUGUUUCGACACAUUUGCUAGAGAAACUGCAAAAUACUACAGCAAUAUAACUUUGGACACCAAAUUUGAAUGUAAUGAUUGGCAAUGGGUAAUAGAACAAGUUGCUUAUCCUGCCAUCAAGGACUUUUUCAUUCCUCCAAAAGAAUUCACGGAAAAUGCAGCAAUAUUAGAAAUUGCAAAUUUACCAAAUCUUUACAAAGUUUUCGAGAGAUGUUAAAAACUUAUUCAAAAAUUCAUGAUUCGAUUAUUAUAAUUAUUAUUAUAAUAAAGGUUUGUUAUUAUCGCA
Harmonia axyridis is the source of this 2865-nucleotide messenger RNA. It is a transcript of the gene Mlh1, whose product is annotated as DNA mismatch repair protein Mlh1. The coding region runs from base 652 to 2796 and encodes 714 amino acids. The record is from RefSeq and is a predicted model, not a curated record. Lineage: Eukaryota; Metazoa; Arthropoda; Insecta; Coleoptera; Coccinellidae. The transcript has 10 exons. Gene Ontology annotation, molecular function: ATP hydrolysis activity; ATP-dependent DNA damage sensor activity; mismatched DNA binding. Gene Ontology annotation, biological process: mismatch repair. Gene Ontology annotation, cellular component: MutLalpha complex.